AGCUCCUACCCCAUCUGGGAGGACUUCAACUCCAAGGCCACCAAGCUGCAUUCCCAGUUGAGGACCACCGUGCUGGCUGCUGUGGCCUUCCUGGAUGCCUUCCAGAAAGUGGCUGACAUGGCCACCAACACCCGAGGGGCCACGCGGGACAUUGGCUCGGCGCUCACGCGCAUGUGCAUGCGCCACCGCAGCAUCGAGACCAAGCUGCGGCAGUUCACCAAUGCGCUGCUGGAGAGCCUCAUCAACCCGCUGCAGGAGCGCAUCGAGGACUGGAAGAAGUCGGCCAACCAGCUGGACAAGGACCACGCAAAAGAGUACAAACGAGCCCGGCACGAGAUCAAGAAGAAGUCAUCAGACACUCUGAAGCUGCAGAAGAAAGCGCGCAAAGAGCUACUUGGGAAAGGAGACCUGCAGCCCCAGCUGGACAGUGCCCUGCAGGACGUCAAUGACAUGUACCUACUGCUGGAGGAGACGGAAAAGCAGGCGGUGCGCCGGGCCCUGAUUGAGGAGCGAGGCCGCUUCUGUACCUUCAUCACUUUCCUGCAGCCUGUGGUGAACGGCGAGCUGACCAUGCUAGGAGAGAUCACCCACCUGCAGGGCAUCAUUGACGACCUGGUGGUGCUGACCGCGGAACCCCACAAGCUGCCUCCCGCCAGCGAGCAGGUAAUCAAGGACCUGAAGGGCUCAGACUACAGCUGGUCCUACCAGACCCCGCCCUCGUCACCCAGCAGCUCCAGCUCCCGGAAGUCCAGCAUGUGCAGCGCCCCCAGCAGCAGUAGCAGUGCCAAGGGUGGCGGAGCCCCGUGGCCUGGGGGUGCCCAAACAUACUCACCCAGUUCCACCUGUCGCUACCGCAGCCUGGCGCAGCCAGCCACGGCCACCACCCGCCUCUCCAGUGUCUCCUCGCACGACUCCGGCUUCGUCUCCCAGGACGCCACCUACUCCAAGCCCCCCUCGCCCAUGCCUUCAGACAUCACCAGCCAGAAGUCCUCCAGCUCUGCGUCCUCCGAGGCUUCAGAAACCUGCCAGUCUGUUAGCGAGUGCAGCUCCCCCACCUCGGACUGGACCAAGGCCGGCCCCCAUGAGCAGCCCUCAGGCACCACCCUGCAGCGGAGGAAGGACCGAGUGGAGCUCCUCCGAGACACAGAGCCAGGGCCUGCUGGCAUAGGCCCCCUGGGCCCCGGUGCGGAGGAGACACCGCGACCCCGGAUGUCCCCUGCCACCAUCGCAGCCAAGCACGGGGAGGAGGUGUCCCCCGCAGCUAGCGAUCUGGCCAUGGUACUGACCCGCGGCCUGAGCCUGGAGCACCAGAAGAGCAGCCGGGACUCACUGCAAUAUUCCAGCGGCUACAGCACACAGACCACCACGCCCUCAUGCUCCGAGGACACCAUCCCCUCCCAAGGCUCUGACUAUGACUGCUAUUCCGUGAACGGUGAUGCAGAUAGCGAGGGCCCCCAGGAGUUUGACAAGUCGUCCACCAUCCCGCGCAACAGCAACAUCGCCCAGAACUACCGCCGCCUCAUCCAGACCAAGCGCCCGGCCUCCACCGCCGGGCUGCCCACCGCCGGGCUGCCCACCGCCACAGGCCUGCCCUCCGGCGCACCCCCUGGCGUGGCCACCAUCCGCCGCACGCCCUCCACCAAGCCGACUGUGCGCCGCGCUCUGUCCAGCGCCGGCCCCAUCCCCAUCCGGCCGCCCAUCGUCCCAGUGAAGACACCCACAGUGCCCGACUCCCCUGGCUAUGUGGGGCCUACGCGGGCAGGCAGCGAGGAGUGCGUGUUCUACACAGACGAGGCCGCCUCGCCCCUGGCCCCGGACCUUGCCAAGGCCUCCCCGAAAAGGCUGAGCCUGCCCAACACAGCGUGGGGAAGCCCGUCCCCCGAGGCGGCCGGCUACCCUGGGGCAGGGACCAGGCUGGCGGCGGAGGACGAGGAGGAGCAGCAGCUGGCCGCCAACAGGCAUAGCCUGGUGGAGAAGCUUGGGGAGCUGGUGGCUGGCGCCCAUGCCCUGGGCGAGGGCCAGUUCCCCUUCCCCACCGCCCUGUCAGCCACCCCCACCGAGGAGACGCCCACCCCACCUCCUGCUGCCACCAGUGACCCUCCAGCCGAAGAUAUGCUGGUGGCCAUCCGGCGCGGGGUCCGGCUCCGCAGGACCGUCACCAACGACAGGUCGGCGCCCCGCAUCUUAUGAUAGUGCCAACCUCCCCGCCCUGCAUGGCCCUGGUGCAAGCAGGUGGCCUUGGUCUGUGAGCAGCGGCCACACAGAGCACAGGUACAGCGAGAGUGAGAGCAGCACCAGGGAGGAGGCAAAGCCACUUUACAGGAAAACGCACCCGGGCUGGGUCUCAGUCUCAGCUUUUAACAGGAAGUGACUUUCACAUAUCUCGCCGAGACGGAGCCUGCAGGCCUCGAGCUGGUUUUGGAGUCAGUUUUAUACUUUCCUUGCCUACUCUGCUCCUGUCGUCCUCCCUGCAGGCCCUGCCUUUUCCAAACUCCAGCGAGUCCACAAAGGCCGGGCCAGGCCAGCCUCCCCUUGCCAUCCUGGCCCCACCUGGCCUGGGGUCCACAACUCAGCUCCCCAUGCCCACUGCUACCUGGGGUCACGGUGCCCCGGCUCUGCCUUGAAUGCUGAGACCCUCCUCGCCCUGCCUGCACCCCCCACCCCUGCCCUCUCUGCCUCUCCUGGGGCCCUCUCCCCCUGGGGGACAGGGUGGCUGUGAGGGCCGGCGUCCAGGGAGCUGGGGUACCUAAUUGUCGAGGUGAGGGUGCGCGGGGCAGUGUCGGGAGGCUAGGCCUCCCGUGGGGGAGGGAGCCCAGGGUCUAAGCAGAGUCAGGGGCCCUUGUAGGGGAACCGGGGGCCUUCCUGGGCCCUCACCCACGAGGAGUCGGUGAGCACACAGGGGGCACAGCGCAGCAGGGCGAGGAGUCCACAGGCCCCUGAGGUCACCUGGCCAGCACAGGGCUGUCUCACUUGUGGCGUUCUCACCUGAGCACAUUGAGACUUCUAACUGGUGACCCUUUGGAGUCGCAGUUUCAGCCACCUUUGCGGUGGGGCUGGAGCCAUAGAGGAUUGGGGAGGGGGGUAUUUUAUGAGUCUAAUAAAAUGGAGCUGACCCCAGACAAGGACUUUGUGUGGGGCAAGCUGGUGGUACAGGGUGUGUGUCUUCGAGUGCCUGAGAUGGAGGGGUCCCACAGUGGCCCUCUGGGCCUGUGGCAGGAGGAGAAGGGCAGGAUUGGCUCCCCCAAAGCCGGGGGGAGGAUGUGUAGCUGUCCAGUGUAGCCGCAAGAAGGCUGGAGAGGGCAGGGCUGGGGCCGCUCUGGGCUCGGCUGCUGCGGUGUGAGGGAGCUGCAGGCCUGCAGUGGGGAGCGAGCCUGGGGAGAUCGGCUUUGACUCUCUGUCGCCAGAGGAGAUGCUAUCCCAGGAUAGUCCCCACGGCAGGCCUGGGCCUGGGCCAGAGCCAGUAGUGGGAGCCAGGUAGAGGAGUGGGACACCCUCCUCCUCCAUGGCCCGGGUCAGGCCGGGUGUGAGCAGGUAAAAGCACGUGCGCCUAGGGCGAGUGGAGGGAUGCCAGGUGGUCCGCGGUCUGCGGGAAAGCAACAGGGCCCCGAGGGUGGUGUCUCCCUGGGCCAGGAGAGCCGCUUGCCUUGGUCUGGCCCAAGGGAGUCGGGGCCGCCCGGACUUGCACUUGUGGGCAUUCUUGUACAGGGCGGCCAGGUGGGUCCGGGCACCUAGGACGAUGCCUCUGUGCACAUGGACCCUCCUGGUGGCCCCCGAGGACUGCUAGAGACGGGUCCAUGCAGGUCUGAGGAGCCGAGCACCUCGCUCUCCAAGCUGGACCAGCACCAGGGCCCCAGGAGAGCAGGUGACCAGGUUGGGGUGCCCUGGGGUAGAAUUUCUACCCCACCCCACCCCCAAGGAUUUUCCUGGGCAGCAGAUGGAAGGGGAUGCAGGACGGGGGAGGGGACAGGGUGCUGGACAGCAGGGUGGGUGGGGAGGCAUGGCCUCUGCACUGGGAAUGCAGGUGGGUCCUAGGGUUCCCUUUGAGGAAGAGCUCGCUGCCACCGGGGUGUGUCGCGGGGGUGGUCACCGUGGCUCCCCACCCUGAUGGGUAGGGAGGCUGAAGCCUUCCCAGGGAGGCGGGGCAGGGUGGAGCCCACCCUCCUGCGGCCCCUCCCCUCCGAGCCCCUAGCUGUACAUACUCCAUCCCUCGUCUGUCCCGUGACUGCCCCGCCACCUCCUGUCAUGUAGUGACCACCUCGUAGGCCUGCCCCCUUGGGAUCCGAGCCAACCAUCCCAUGUCACGAACUUUGGUUUGGGGGGCUUCUUGACAUUCGUUUUAUUUUUCAUUUUGUACAGAGAAAUAUUCUUUUCAAAAGCGUCUUUUGACUGAAGUAACUUUUCUGGUGCUGUUGUUAACUUGUUCCUUUUUUUUUUUUUUUUUUUAAUUUAUUUCCCCACCCCAGGCUGCCCCUCCUGGUUCCGACUCACCCCUUUCCUCCCCGACCCCACUCCACCACACCCCUUCAUCCCAUCUGGACCAUUUUGUUUCUUUUCUUUCUGUCUGUUUUUGGAUAAAUUCUCUCUUCCCCGCCCUCUUCACUCCAUCCUCCCCUUGAUUUAAAUAGUCACUGCUACAAGUAACAAAUGCACUGUGAAGAUUCCAGUAUUAAUAAAGUUGUACUGUAAUUAACA
Chinchilla lanigera (long-tailed chinchilla) is the source of this 4692-nucleotide messenger RNA. RefSeq names its product metastasis suppressor 1-like (gene Mtss2). Gene Ontology annotation, molecular function: actin binding; phospholipid binding. Gene Ontology annotation, cellular component: cytoplasmic side of plasma membrane; actin cytoskeleton. Lineage: Eukaryota; Metazoa; Chordata; Mammalia; Rodentia; Chinchillidae. The record is from RefSeq and is a predicted model, not a curated record. Gene Ontology annotation, biological process: cell projection assembly; plasma membrane organization.